Molecule: messenger RNA, 1263 nt
Organism: Ectocarpus siliculosus
Lineage: Eukaryota; Phaeophyceae; Ectocarpales; Ectocarpaceae
Source: the annotation of a GenBank genome assembly
AUGUCCAUGGCGGACGCGGCGCCCAUGCUGUCUGCCACCCCUCGCAGCGGCCAGCUGGGCAGCGCCUUCCAGGACGGCGACGGCGGCUUCGACACGACGGGGGCAGGGGCUAGAGCAGCAGGAGGAAGCGGUUCUUCCAGCUCGAGAAAGCCGGGGAGCAGUCGCACCGGCCGGUCCAAGCCAAGGCCCGGGGGAGUGCACGCCCACGUCGCGGCGUACGAGGGUGAUCUGGGCAAGCUCCGGCGCUAUUCCGAGGCCGGGGGUGACCUCGAGAAGCGGGACAGCUACCGCGCGACGCCUCUGCUGCUGGCGGCGGAGAAGGGUCACGAGGCGUGCGUUGCGUACCUGCUCGAUGCCGGAGCCGACAUCACGGCGACGGACGAGCACGACUACACGGCGCUGCACCUCGCCGCGUACUACGGCCGGGUUGGAGUCGUGGCCCUCCUGCUCAGUCGCGGGGCGAACACGUCUGCGGUGGACGACAGGGGCCGCAUCCCGAAGCGGCUGGCCUCCCGCAAGGAGAUCAGCAACCUCCUCGCUGCGAAGGAAACAGAGUCCAAGUUGGGGGUGGACGUGAUCGAGGCGGUGGAGCGCAACGAUGUGGCGGGGUUGAAGAGCUUCAUCUCGGGAAAGGGGGACUUGAACCAGAAGGGAAAGAACGACAUGACGCCGCUCCACGUUGCUUCCUUCAACGGCCGCACCGACAUCGUUAGGAUGCUGCUCGAUGGCGGCGCCGACCCCAACUCGGUGGACGAGGACCGGGACACCCCCCUCCACUACGCCUGCAGCAGCGGGAACGUGGACAUCAUCACGAUGCUUCUGGCCAAGGGGGCCGACCCCACGGCGGCGGACGGUCUGGGCAGGACCCCGGCGGAGAGGAGCACGGGGACGAGCGUGCAGCAGCUGCUCGAGGCGGAAUCGUACAAGUCUAUCCCCAAGAACAUCGCCCAGAUCCGCAAGCAGACGGAGGCUCUGCAGCUGCGCGUGGACACGAACGAGUCGAUCUUCGUGCAGAAGGCCAUCGCCAUCAAGGGCCUGCGCAUCGCCAUCGAGGACAAGGACUCCGAGAUCCGCGCCCUCAAGAGGAAGGUCCUGCAGCAAGACGCGGAGCUGAAAGCGUUGAAGACUAAGAUGACGGCGAUCGAGGAGAUCAUGAACCAGGCUGCUGAGGCCAGCCAGGGCGGAAAGAGGGCCGUUGAGCAGGUCCUCAAGGGUCUCAUCGACAAGAACACUUCGCGCGAGGGCACCUGCAGGGUUUCCUAG